Messenger RNA from Bicyclus anynana (squinting bush brown), 2732 nucleotides. It is a transcript of the gene MsrA, whose product is annotated as peptide methionine sulfoxide reductase. Gene Ontology annotation, molecular function: peptide-methionine (S)-S-oxide reductase activity. The coding region runs from base 307 to 1008 and encodes 233 amino acids. Lineage: Eukaryota; Metazoa; Arthropoda; Insecta; Lepidoptera; Nymphalidae. The record is from RefSeq and is a predicted model, not a curated record. The transcript has 5 exons.
CUUUUAACGUUAUUUGUGAAAGUCAUAGGGUCUUUAUCCUCGUAUUCUCACGGAUAGUUAAGGCUAGUUUACUGUACGUAGUUUUCAAUGUCAACGUCACAUCCAUCGCGUCUGCGUAUUCUACUACGUAGGUCGCAUUUGAUUUGAUAGCUAGAAUAUUUUAAUGACAGUGUUCGCCGGACCGCCACAUUGAGUCGACGCGUCUCGGCUUCACUCGUAUCGUAAUUAUUGUUACGUUAAAACCCAUUCAAAGGUUGAACGCCGGAAAAUUGUUUUCCCAAUUAGUAAUCUCGUGUUACCUCGUGUAUGUUGAGUUUGAUAAGAAGAAUCUGCACCAUGAAGCCUCCGACGAACGCCACACUUCUCCAUGAUGUUGACAUACCUACAAAGAAAGCGACAUUCGGCAUGGGCUGUUUCUGGUCGAACGAUUCUCUGUUUGGCGCUACACUCGGCAUCAUUCGCACCAGAGUUGGCUACUCAGGCGGCACUUCGAAGAACCCACAUUAUAGGAACAUUGGCGACCAUACAGAAGUCAUCGAGCUGGACUACGACCCAAAGACCAUCAAUUACCAGGAGUUGUUGGACAUGUUCUGGGCGAACCACGAGUAUGGACUCACCACCAAGCUAAAAAGACAGUACCAAUCGUUGAUCCUUUACCACGACGAAGAACAGAGAGAUGCUGCAGAGACGUCGUACAAAUCCAUGCAAGUCAGGUGUAACGGUCAGCUCAGAACAGAGAUCGCCCCCGCCGGCGUCUUCUACCCCGCAGAAGACUACCACCAAAAAUACAGACUACAAGGGCACAAGGAUCUCUGCAAGAGCUUGGGGCUCGAUGCCUCAAAACUGCAAACCUCACACCUAGCAGCUAGACUAAAUGGAUACUUGGUCGGCGUCGGCGGCAAAACUCAGUUCGAACAAGAAGUGGCUCGUUUGGGACUGUCAGAGAAACAGGCCGAGUAUGUGCGACGUGAAUUGGAACGUAACGAAGGUGGCGGACUAGCGUGUUGAAGAUUUUUUAUAUGGUUGUUGUCAGAUCUAUGGAGGGUAGAUGUAAGGAGUCUUAGUGAUAAAAAUUGAAAAAAGUCCAGCUGAAGAUUUAAAUGAUUUUAAAAUGUUAUUAGAAUGGUGCUAGCGUUAGUAAACUUACCUAUGGUAUUCAUUUAUUAGUUAUACGUAGAUGGAUUGGAGGGCCGAGUGAAAAUAAAACUAUAUUUUUGGUGAAGUGGCGUUAUAUUAGUAAUGUGGGCUGUUUUGUAAAUCAUCUAACUAAUUUUUGGCGUUUUCUUAUCCGUUCUUGACUUCUUGGCCGUCUUGCAAUGAAUAAUGUUAACUAUUUUUAAAUGCUUUCUGUACUCUCCGUUGAAAACAAAAAAUACUCGUGAAAGAAUUAUUUCGAUACGUUAAUUAAUUCCCGAGAUAUAAAACAAAAACUAGUGUAUCUGUAUAUAGAAAAGCUCUAAUGUAAUGUUUCAAAUGAUUUUGCGUACCUACUAACAUUAUCCAUUGUGGCGCCACUCUUAAUUUGACGCAUUUCGACCGUCAUUGUUUUCAUAUUUAAAAAAUAAAAAUGGAUCUCCUUACCUCUACCCUGCAUAGUUAGAUUGGGAAAUUGGUCACUUGGGCCGACGUCAACCAGACGAGGAACCAAACAUGCCAAUCGGAUGCACUGCACUUUUUAAAUAAUUCAAUAAUUAUUUUAGAUUCGUGUUGGGUAUGUGUAGUGAACGCCUUGUAUGAAAAGAUUCAUUGUGAAGACCAUAGACGACCAUAAUACGCUAUAGUUACUCGUACCAAUUCCGAUGUUGGCAAUUUAAAAAUAGAUCUUGAGGUCAAUGGAUUCUUGGUUUAAUAUGCGUACGUUUUAUAAAUAGGCUAUAUAGAUUUGCGCUUGAAUUUACCUAUUUUAAGUCAGCCAUGACUUUAUUAAGUUAUGGCUGCGACAACAAAAGUGAGCGUACUGCGCGGUUUUUUAAAAGUCGCAACAUUUAUAUUUUGCAAUGCAAAAUGUUUUUUUUUUUUUCUCUUUUUUGUAUGACUGGAUUUCUGAUUGUAGAGAAGGGAUCCACUGGAGAAAUUAAGAUGCAUUGGUGUGAUUAAUUAAAAUAUUGUGGAUAUUCGAUAAGGAGACCCACCAUUUUGGGCCCAGUUACAGAAAAAAAUAAAUGACGCAAAAUCCUUUGUGUAGCUUAUCAGAUUAUGCAUAUGUCAAUCAAAUUGAAUCUAAACCUGUCUAAUCUUAUAUUAUUAUUUAUUAAAGUACACUAAUUUGGACAUUCAUUCAUAAAUUCUGGGCCAAAAAAUGUAUGAAGUUCAGGCAACUCUUUUCUCACUCAACUCAAGAACUCAAAAGUUUUCGCUAUGGCACGCUAUGGCUAUGGCAAUAAUAUAAUUCACAAAUAGGUACAUUUUUAACCGACUUCAAAAAAAGGAGGAGGUUUUUCAAUUCGACCGUAGGUAUAUAUUUUUUUUAAAUAUGUAUUUGUAAAACAUCUUAAUGCAUUUCAACUUUAUAUAAACCUGAAAUGGGUGUUGUAAUAAAAUAUAAUGCUAUUCCAUUCCAAUACAUAUUUAAUAAUAUCAAUCUCCGAUAUCUUUAAUGAUAAUGGAAGCUCAGUAUUAAGUAUGAAUAAUAUUAUAUUAUUACAAAGUCUGUUUAUUUCUUUUUAAAUAAUAAUAGCACUAUGUUAUGUUACUUAGUUUUAGACAUAAUUGACUAUUAAAUACUAUUGAUU